Messenger RNA from Dioscorea cayenensis subsp. rotundata (Guinea yam), 1395 nucleotides. RefSeq names its product probable galacturonosyltransferase-like 1. The record is from RefSeq and is a predicted model, not a curated record. Gene Ontology annotation, cellular component: Golgi apparatus. NCBI's taxonomy places the organism in Eukaryota, Viridiplantae, Streptophyta, Magnoliopsida, Dioscoreales, Dioscoreaceae. Gene Ontology annotation, molecular function: glycosyltransferase activity.
UUUCUCCGACACUGGAAAUCAAACUCAACCGUUAAUUCUUCAAGAAAACGCCUCGAGAUCCGAACUCACUUCCACUUCCCAACUCUAUAAAUCCACUUCCCCACUCCGGCAACCCAAAUUCCGGAACUCUGAAGUCGACUUCCAAAUGGCUCAUCGGAUCCACACUUUGGUCAUCGUCCUCAUCGUCUCCGCCGUUUCCCCCGCCGUUUCCCGUCCGCGUUUCCGAGAAGCCCCUCAGUUCUACAACUCCGCCGGGUGUCCUCCACCGCUGCCGCCGUCUCCGGCAGCGGAAUGCCACCGGGAAGCUCUCGUCCACGUCGCCAUGACCCUCGACGUGACCUAUCUCCGGGGAUCCAUGGCCGCGAUCCACUCCGUUCUCCAGCACUCAUCUUGCCCUCAAUCCAUCCAGUUCCACUUCGUCGCGUCCUCGCGUAUCCCCUUCCUGAACUCCACCCUGGGAAACGCGUUUCCAAUGCUCGCCUUCAAGAUCUACGACUUCGACGACCGCCUCGUCGCCGGCCGGAUCUCGACCUCGAUCCGCGCAGCGCUCGAUCGACCACUGAACUACGCCCGAUCUUACCUCGCCGGAAUCCUCCCAUCCUGCGCCGGCCGCGUCGUCUACCUCGACUCCGAUCUCAUCCUCGUCGACGACAUCGCUCGCCUCGCCGGCACUCCUCUCCCUUCCGACGUCGUCCUCGCCGCGCCGGAGUACUGCAACGCUAAUUUCACCUCGUAUUUCACACCCGCAUUCUGGUCUAACCCUACCCUCUCCCUCACCUUCUCCGAUCGCAAGCCCUGCUACUUCAACACCGGCGUCAUGGUCAUCGACCUCGAUCGCUGGCGCGCCGGCGGCUACACCGAUCAGAUCGAAGAAUGGAUGGAUCUCCAGAAAAAGAUACGGAUCUAUGAGCUCGGAUCACUUCCCCCUUUCCUCCUCGUCUUCGCCGGCCGAAUCGCCGCCGUUGAGCAUCGCUGGAACCAGCACGGCCUCGGCGGCGACAACUUCCGGGGACUUUGCCGGGAUCUUCACCCCGGUCCGGUGAGCCUCCUCCAUUGGAGCGGCAAAGGGAAGCCAUGGGUUCGCCUCGACGCCGGCCGGCCAUGCCCUCUCGAUGCCCUUUGGGCUCCCUAUGAUCUUCUCCAAACCCCCUUCAAUAUCGAAGAUUCAUAAACACGUCCUCCAAAACCCGAAUUAUAAUUUUCUACAAGGGUAUAUACGCAAAAAGAAAAAAACCAAGGGUUUUUUUGAAAAAAAAAAUAUUAAAUUUUUAGAUGAUUUUUUGUGAAGCAAUAAUGAAUGGAGGUGUAUAUACACGUCAUGCAAUUUGUAGAUAGCUCUAUGAGGGGUAUUUUGGGAAUUAAACAGACGUUCAUGGAAUUUUUUUGCCAUUUUUA